Helobdella robusta is the source of this 738-nucleotide messenger RNA. RefSeq lists its product as hypothetical. NCBI's taxonomy places the organism in Eukaryota, Metazoa, Annelida, Clitellata, Rhynchobdellida, Glossiphoniidae. Bases 1 to 738 code for a protein of 245 amino acids. Gene Ontology annotation, molecular function: DNA binding; zinc ion binding. The record is from RefSeq and is a predicted model, not a curated record. The transcript is spliced from 4 exons.
AUGGAGGGUAAUGAGAGCAACCAAGGAAUGUCAAACUUGUGUAAAGCUGGAUGUGGAUUCUAUGGUAGUUCAUCAAAUGACGGACUUUGUUCACUGUGCUUCAAAAAUAAACUCAGAAAAAGUCUUCAGUUCCAAGACACACAAUCUGCUGGUGCUACUAACAACCAUCCAACUUCUUCAUCUUCCUCCUCGAAUCAUCCUGGCGAUGAAACCCCAUUGAAUACUACAGAUCAAAUGCAGGAAACUGGAGCAGCAUCCAAUUUUUUCAAUGUGGUAUCCAGUUAUACAGGAGAUAGUGGUAUCGAUAAUGAUAUUGGAUCAACAUCAUCAUCAUCACAGCAUCAACAACAUGCAUGUUCAACAUCUAGCCUAAGUGACAUUAAGAAAGAAAAUCACUCCAGUGGAGUGAUUGAAGGAAGUAAAAGUGAAGAGAAAGUAAAUGACCAGAUCAAAACGUUGGACAUCAAUGAUACUAGGUCGUUGAAUGCUGUCUGCAGUGAAGCAGUUGGCAGCGAAACUUCAGCAAGAAAAAGUAACGAGACAAAAAGAAACAAAUGUAAUAUUUGUAAGAAGAAAGUGGGACUAACAGGAUUUGGUUGCCGUUGUGGUGGUUUAUUCUGUGGACUGCAUCGAUACUCGGACACGCACGCAUGCACCUUCGACUACAAAGAACAAGGACAGAAGGAGAUCACAAAAAACAACCCCCGAGUUGCUUAUGAAAAAAUUUCUAAGAUAUAA